UGUCUAACGUUGCCACUCUUGAAUCAGUAAUGAUGAUAAUAAAUGAUAAUAAUCAUAAUUUACUCUAUUUAUUUGACAUCAACAACUUGCCGUCAAUUGUUUUUUUUAUGAUUGUGUUAAAAUUGUUCCGCAGAUAAUUUAUUGAAGAAAAUUUGUGGAGCUUUAACCACUUCCAGAAUCGCGAUUUGACAUUUGUGCGUUUUGACAUUUGAAUUGCUAAAAAGCCGAAAUCAGUUUAAAAAUGGGAGAAUCUCAAGAACAGAAACGAUGGGGCCACUUACGCAAAGUCCUGGAACGGCCUGGUCCAUUUUGCCAUCCUGAAUUCGAACCGUCACCUGAAAUCAUGGAUUUUAUUGUAACCUCUUGUAAGGUCCUUGUUGUGGGUGCUGGGGGUUUAGGCUGUGAGUUGCUAAAAAAUUUGGCAUUAAUGGGUUUCAAACAAAUCCAUGUGAUCGAUAUGGAUACCAUAGAUUUAUCAAAUUUGAACCGUCAAUUCCUGUUCAGACAAAAAGACAUAGGACAAUCAAAAGCCAAAGUAGCGGCGGCUUUCAUCAAUAAACGAAUUUCUGGAUGCCAAGUUACACCACAUUUUUGUAAAAUACAAGAUUAUGAUGAAAGCUUUUACCGGAGUUUUCAUAUAAUUGUAUGUGGGUUGGACUCGAUAGUGGCCCGAAGGUGGAUUAAUGGAAUGAUUUUGUCACUUUUGAAUUAUGAAGAUGGAAUCCUUGACAAUUCUACGAUUAUCCCCUUGGUUGAUGGAGGUACUGAAGGUUUUAAGGGCAAUGCACGUGUCAUUGUUCCAGGAAACAACGCUUGUGUUGAAUGUACUUUAGAUUUAUACCCCCCUCAAGUAACCUACCCCCUGUGUACAAUAGCCAACACUCCUCGUCUCCCUGAACAUUGCAUUGAAUAUGUAAAAGUAGUCAUGUGGCCAAAAGAAAACCCCUUCAAUUCUCCUCUCGACGGCGAUGAUUCACAGCAUAUAGGCUGGAUCUAUGAAAAAUCGCUAGAGAGAGCGUUACAAUUUAAUAUUCCAGGCGUAACUUACCGCCUUGUACAAGGCGUUGUGAAAAAUAUAAUUCCAGCUGUAGCUUCCACCAAUGCCGUUAUUGCUGGAAUUUGCGCGACAGAAGUAUUUAAAAUUGCAACAAGUUGUUGCUUACCUUUGAACAAUUACAUGGUUUUUAAUGAUGUAGAUGGCAUUUAUACUUAUACUUAUACUGCUGAACGUAGAGAUAACUGCGUGGUUUGUUCUCAAGUACCACAAACUCUUCCUGUUGAAGAUCCAUGUAAAAUAAAACUGAAGGAUCUAAUUAAAAUGCUGUGUGAAGAUGAAAUGUAUCAAAUGAAAAAUCCUGGUUUAACAACAGUUAUUGAUGGUAAAAACAAAACGUUGUACAUUUCUACAAUCAAAAGUAUAGAAGAGAGGACCAGAGACAAUUUAAAUAAAACAUUAGUUGAGUUGGGUCUUAAAGAUGGUAUGGACAUCAUGGUUGCAGAUGCUACGUCUCCAAUGACCUUAGUUUUUACACUGAAGUUUGCAGUAAAGGAUGUUGAGAUGAAGUAAAUAAUUAUGUAGUUUCAUUAUUUAUAUUUAAUAAAUGAAAUAAAAAGU
This is a messenger RNA of Tribolium madens (black flour beetle), 1615 nucleotides long. It is a transcript of the gene Uba3, whose product is annotated as NEDD8-activating enzyme E1 catalytic subunit. Lineage: Eukaryota; Metazoa; Arthropoda; Insecta; Coleoptera; Tenebrionidae. The coding region runs from base 242 to 1567 and encodes 441 amino acids. Gene Ontology annotation, biological process: protein neddylation. The transcript has 2 exons. Gene Ontology annotation, molecular function: NEDD8 activating enzyme activity. Gene Ontology annotation, cellular component: cytoplasm; nucleus. The record is from RefSeq and is a predicted model, not a curated record.